Messenger RNA from Lethenteron reissneri (Far Eastern brook lamprey), 3775 nucleotides. RefSeq names its product mucin-3B-like. NCBI's taxonomy places the organism in Eukaryota, Metazoa, Chordata, Hyperoartia, Petromyzontiformes, Petromyzontidae. The record is from RefSeq and is a predicted model, not a curated record.
AUGAGCGUCCGUCGCGCCGGGGCUCACGGCGGAGUCGCCUCGACCACGGUCGGAGCCCGGCUCCCCGCGGGCCGGGGGGCGAGGGGCCGGGCGGCUCUCGCCAGCGGCGUCCAGGUGGGAGCGCGGGGGGGUCCCGGGGACGCGGAGAUUCCUCGGGCGCACGGGGAGAGACCCCCGGCGACUCCGGCGAGGCGGGCGGGAGUGGAGAGUUCGGAGCCGGGGACGCGGGGCUUGGGCCGGGCUCUGGGAAGCGGAGCGGAGCUCGGCUUCGCCACCCUGCCGGGCGACUUGCUCCGGUCUCGGCAGAAGACCCAGGACUCGGACAUCCCAGGGUCAAGAUUUACGCGGAGCAUCAGCCUCCACAACAUCCCCCUGCACAGCCAAAUGGAGUACAGACAGUCUUCGAGCUGGGGGAGUUCCAACUCCAUCAGCCCUGGUUCAUUUGCAACAACUGGAGGGAGAGGGCAGGACACGAGAAUGAACAAUGACAUCGAUGCCAUCAAGGUGGAGCUUGCCAAGGCUGAAGCAAUGCUCGGGAGCAUGAACCAGCCAAGCGCGGUCAAGUCAACCUACACAUCAGAGUCCUCCUCGAGUAAUGGGAGGCCGGAUGCAUUCAUAGAGGAGGAGUUGAAGAAGGUUGGGUCGCUGCUGCAGAAGAAUAGUAGCUCAUCAGAAACGUUUUCAUCGUUUGGCUCGAGCCACCCGUCUUCAUCCAACGGCUCAGCGCUCGGCUCGAGCUUCGCCUCCGGCAGCUUCCAACCCAAUGCAGCCGGAAAACCAGCGAGCAGCAGCUCCUACUCCUAUGAGUACCAGGGCGGCGCAGCCUCUAAACCGGCAGGAUCCACCUACUCCUUCGAGCAUCAGAGCAGCGCGUCCGCUAAACCGGCAAGCACCAUGUACUCGAGCGAGUACCAGAGUAGCGCAGCAGGGAGACCAGUAAGCAGUACCUACUCCAGCGAGUUCAAUAGCAGCUCAGCUGGAGCAGGCCCAGUGAACAGCUAUUCCAGCGUUGAAUAUCAAAGCGGCACGUCCGCCAAACCAAUGAGCAGCACGUACUCUCGCGAGUUCCAGAGCAGCACAGCAGCGAGACCAGUAAGCAGUACCUACUCCAGCGAGUUCAAUAGCAGCUCAGCAGGAGCAGGCCCAGCGAACAGCUAUUCCAGCGUUGAAUAUCAAAGCGGCACGUCCGCCAAACCAAUGAGCACCACGUACUCCAGCGAGUUCCAGAGCAGCACAGCAGCGAGACCAGUAAGCAGUACCUACUCCAGCGAGUUCAAUAGCAGCGCAGCAGGAGCAGGCCCAGUGAACAGCUAUUCCAGCGUUGAUUAUCAAAGCGGCACGUCCGCCAAACCAAUGAGCACCACGUACUCCAGCGAGUUCAAUAGCAGCUCAGCGGCAGGCCCAGCGAGCCGUGCCUACUCCAGCGAGUAUCAAGGCAGUGGAGGCAGCGCAGGCGCCCUGAAGCUUCCGUCCAGCCAGAAUGCGGAGUCAUUCAACUGCGGCCUACAGCAGCAAGUGCAGCAGAGCAGCAGGGCUGAGAUGUCCCAGUCAAGCCAACAGCAGCUCCUAAACAAGCAGAAGGAGAUCGAGGCGGAGAUGGAGCGACUUUAUUCUGCUGUGAAGAUGAUGGAAGGCGGCUUUCCUCGUGACUCAAUUAUCGUGACGCCCGUCCAAACCAGUGGCAGCAGCAGCGGCAGCAGCACCUCCUGGGAACCGAAUAUUUCGGUGACUUCCAGCUCCUCUCACUCUUUGCAGUCACUGCCGGAGGAACGGAAAGAAGACCUGGAGGAAAUGAAACCCAAGGCCGUGAGCUGGGCUGAUCUCAAAGCCACUGGGGAAUUGGAGUCAGUCACCAGAGAGGAGAUUGUGGAGAGUGCCAUGACCAAAACGACCGCCAUGCCAGUUGGACUCUGGGACUUCACACUGCCGCCCGCCUACAGGCCUUCGAACACGUCUGGCAGCAGCGGGAGUGCACAGGCGGAGGGGCAGCAUGCGAGCGAGGCCUCGGUGCAGGCCACCUCGUCGGGGGCGCUCAAUGCCGGCCGUUCGUGGGCAACGUCGAGCGGCUCGACGAAGCUCGACGCCUUCGGAGACGCUGACCUGACCGCGGUCGGCGAUGGCUCGCACGGGGCCAAGUCCGAAUGCUGCGGGAGGGUUCAAGCAGAGGCAGCGGCCCUGCGGGAGAAGGUGCAGGGCAUGGACGAGCUGCUCAAGUCACAGUCCCGUAAGAUGAUGGUGCUGCAUAAGCAGCUGGAUGAGAAGGAGCAGGAGAGCGUGGAACUUCGGGCUCAGCUGCAAAAGCUGCAGGCGCAGUCCUCAUCGUGGAGUUCUGGCCACUCCACAUCCAUGCGGAGGAUGUCGGCUGGGGGCAGCACAGACUACCCGCUGCUGAGACUCGCGGGCACACGUAGCUCCACCCGGCAGUGAAAGAAGUGGUGGUGGUGGUGGGGGAGCGUCACUCGUCAAGACGCACCAACGUCCAGCGUGUCACUCACUGCAUGGCACCUUCCACUCACUGCAUGGCACCUUCCACGACAGGGAAAUCGCGCAGCCACUGUUUACUAUAACUCACGUUGGAUGGCACAAAGCUGCAGAUGGAAUUUCCUUCAUUAAGCAAAACGCCUUUUUUUAGCAGCGCUGCAUAAAUAUUACUUUUAUCUGCCAUCGUGCGGUGUCAUUUGUACCACGCGUAUUCUACGUGUGGGUAUAUCAGUGCAGUAUUAUUCAUGACCUUCACAUCAUUACCGCUUUAAAAACUAGAGUCCGGGGGAUUAAAUAAUGCACUCUUGGUUGCCGCUGUCUUCUAAAAGUGUAGCUUCUGAGGAGUAAGUGGCAUCAAACGGCAAUUCGCACGCUUCUCUACGCUGCUGUCGUGUGCUGGUGGGUGGAUAAAGUAAGAUUGAGUGCACGACCACCUGAUCCCACAGCCAUGCCAGAUGGAAUAGGGCCUCUCUGCUUGGAUCCUAACAGGUCUGUAAAAUGUGGUGAAUAUUCAGGGGAAAUUAAAUGUUUAUAUAAACGCCAGUUAUGUGUUUUCGCGGCUUUUGCAUACAAAUGAUUUGCAUGAUGUGAGAGCUAAUUAAAGGGAUGUAGAGUACAUACAAAGAGUAAAAACCUUACAGAAUGGCCAGUGUCAUGUUAGACAUGAGUUCAUAUCAUAAUGUGCAUGUGAUAGUGCAUGGGUGGGUGAGAGCAAUAGGUCACGGUCAUCAGUAUGUUUUACUUUAGAAAAAUAAGCAAUCUUUAAGAAUUCUCACUUUUUAUUUGUUAAGUAACCAGAUAAAUACAGUGUUUUAAACUGAAAUGCAUUUGCAGUUAUUGCAGGCAAUGUGUGGGUUUGGCAGUGUACCACUCCACAUGAUUGAUGCCUUUUAAUAAUUUCCAGUUGCCAAAAGAAUACCUGAUGUGGCCGUGCUAGUUUAUUAUGGGCCUGAGAACGAUAUUGAUAUUUGGGAGGUGAAUAGACAUGGGCCAGUAAUAUUUGAGGGCCCACAAGGGUUUUGGGGAGGGGCACAAUGUACGUCUUGUUAUCUCUGUUGACCACUUCCCACAAUUUCCCUAAGUGCCUGGAUUCCAUUGCCCAGCAAAUGAGCGUAUGACCCAUUUUUCCCUGCACUGCACCGUAAACCAUGGGCAAUGUGAGAAGGUUUGCGAUGUCGACUUUCAAGCGCGUGUCUUGCCCCUUGCAUUAUCCACUGGGUGGUUGCACGAAUACAACUGUUGAAUAAUGCAGGCUCGGUGGAUUUACAUCUGCCCAAUAAAAAAACAACUUCUG